CGCGGCCCCGUGAGGCGCGUCUCCCUCGCGAGCUCGCGGUGAAAGGAUUUGGCGCCAGGCGGGUCCGGCUCCGCAGCUCCCGCAGCCGCACGAACCCCCUGCGCCUCCCGCCCGCACCCACCGCCCGCCGGGGCACCGACACACCGCAGGCAGAGCCAGAGCCGCCCGUCUGUCCCUGCUCGCCGCCGCCCGCGCGCCGCCCAGGGACCGAGCCGCCAGUGCCGCCGCCAUGAGCUGCUCGCCCGUGAACGUAAAAAAGCUGAAGGUGUCGGAGCUGAAAGAGGAGCUGAAAAAGCGUCGCCUCUCCGACAAGGGCCUCAAGGCUGAGCUCAUGGAGCGGCUCCAGGCCGCGCUAGACCAGGAGGAAGCCGGCGGGAGCGGCCCCGCCAGCGGCGCGGCCGAGCCCGGCAACGGCAGCGUGGAGGGGGAGGCGGCCGAGAGCGGCGGGGGCGCCGCGCAGCUCCGCCAGGGGGGAGGCCCCGGCCAGGCCGCGGCCUCCGCCAUGGAGGACGACGACGAGGAAGGGCUGGAGGCCGCCGAUGGCGACGCCAUGGAGUUGGGCGAGGAGAACGGCGAGCGGGCAGGGGCCGGGGGCGGCCCCAUGGAGGAGGAGGCGGGCGGCGAGGAGGAGGAGGAAGAGGAGGAGGAUGAUGAGAACGGCGACGACCAGGGUUUCCAAGAGGGGGAGGACGAGUUGGCCGACGAGGAGGAGGCCGCGGCCGGAGACGCCAACGGCCACGGUGACCAGCAGCCGCCGCAGCCCCAGCAGCCGCAGCAGCCCCCUCCGCUCCUCCCGCCGCGCGGCGCCGCUGCCGCCAAGGAGGCUCCCGGCAAGAGCGCUGGGGGCGCCUCGGGGCCCGCCGCUGCCUCUGGCCCGGCGGGCCCCGCCAAGCAGCAGCAGCAGCAGCAGAAGAAAGCGGAAGGCGGCGGCGGAGGCGGCCGCCCCGGGGCGCAGGGCGUCGGGGGAGAUGGUAAAACAGAGCAAAAGCCUGGUGAGAAGAAGAGGGGAGUGAAGAGACCACGUGAAGACCAUGGCCGGGGAUACUUUGAAUACAUUGAGGAAAAUAAGUACAGCAGGGCCAAGUCUCCUCAACCACCUGUUGAAGAAGAAGAUGAACAUUUUGACGACACAGUGGUUUGUCUUGAUACUUAUAACUGUGACCUGCAUUUUAAAAUCUCAAGAGACCGGUUUAGUGCUUCCUCUCUGACCAUGGAAAGCUUUGCUUUCCUUUGGGCUGGAGGGAGAGCCUCUUAUGGAGUUUCUAAGGGCAAAGUCUGCUUUGAGAUGAAGGUUACAGAAAAGAUUCCUGUUAAACACCUGUAUACAAAAGAUAUUGACAUACAUGAAGUGCGAGUUGGCUGGUCACUGAACACAAGUGGAAUGUUGCUUGGUGAAGAAGAAUUUUCUUACGGUUAUUCUCUAAAAGGAAUAAAGACAUGCAAUUGUGAGACUGAAGACUUUGGUGAGAAGUUUGAUGAAAAUGAUGUGAUUGGAUGUUUUGCUAAUUUUGAUGGUGAUGAAGUGGAACUCUCAUAUUCCAAGAAUGGACAAGAGCUUGGUGUUGCAUUCAAAAUAAGCAAGGAAGUUCUUGAUGGGCGACCACUCUUUCCACAUGUUCUCUGCCAUAACUGUGCGGUUGAGUUCAACUUUGGUCAGAAGGAGGAACCCUACUUCCCUGUACCUGAAGAGUACACCUUCAUCCAGAAGGUCCCCCUAGAGGAUAGGGUCCGAGGACCAAAGGGACCCGAGCAAAAGAAAGAUUGUGAAGUGGUGAUGAUGAUUGGCUUGCCAGGAGCUGGCAAGACUACAUGGGUUACCAAACAUGCAGCAGCAAAUCCUGGAAAAUACAACAUUCUUGGGACAAAUACUAUUAUGGACAAAAUGAUGGUUGCAGGUUUUAAGCGUCAGAUGGCAGACACUGGAAAACUUAACACACUGUUGCAGAGGGCUCCACAGUGUCUUGGAAAGUUCAUUGAGAUUGCAGCUCGUAAGAAGCGGAAUUUCAUUUUGGAUCAGACAAAUGUGUCUGCAGCUGCGCAGAGGAGAAAAAUGUGCCUGUUUGCAGGCUUCCAGCGCAAAGCAGUUGUUGUUUGCCCAAAAGAUGAAGACUACAAGCAAAGAACACAAAAGAAGGCAGAGGUGGAGGGAAAAGAUCUUCCAGAGCAUGCAGUUCUCAAAAUGAAAGGGAACUUCACACUGCCAGAGGUAGCAGAAUGUUUUGAUGAAAUAAUCUAUGUAGAGUUGCAAAAAGAAGAAGCUCAGAAGCUUUUGGAACAGUAUAAAGAAGAAAGUAAGAAAGCUCUUCCACCAGAAAAAAAACAGAACACUGGCUCAAAGAAGAACAAGAAGAGCAAUAAAAAUCAAUUUAAUAGGGGUCAGAGAGGACGUGGAGGAUUCAACAUGCGGGGCAACUUCAGAGGAGGAGUCCCUGGCAAUCGUGGUGGAUACAACAGGAGGGGAGGCAACAUGCCUCAGCGAGGUGGCGGAGGUGGCGGUGGUGGCGGUGGCAGCAGUGGAGCAAUUGGCUACCCCUAUCCUCGUGGCCCUGUCUUUCCAAGCAGAGGUGGCUACUCAAACAGAGGAAACUAUAACAGAGGUGGAAUGCCCAACAGGGGAAACUACAACCAGAACUUCAGAGGAAGGGGAAAUAAUCGUGGCUACAAAAACCAAUCUCAGGGCUACAACCAGUGGCAGCAGGGUCAAUUCUGGGGUCAGAAGCCAUGGAGUCAGCAUUAUCACCAAGGAUAUUAUUGAAUACCCAAAUAAAUGAACUGAUACAUAUUUCUCCAAAACCUUCACAAGAAGUCGACUGUUUUCUUUAGUAGGCUAACUUUUUAAACAUUCCACAAGAGGAAGUGCCUGCGGGUUCCUUUUUUAGAAGCUUUGUGGGUUGAUUUUUUCUUUUCUUUUUUUGUACAUUUUUAAUUGCAGUUUUAAAGUGAUUCGUAAGAGAACCUCAGCAUUGUGCACGAAAAGAGAAUGUGUCAGUAUUUCAGGGUUCUACAUUUUAUCUGUAAAAUGUGACUUUUUUUUUACCACAACAAAAAGUAAAACGUUGCUUUGUACCUGGUGUCUUUUUAUUAAAGAAUUUUCUCCUUUUUCCCCAUCCCCCAAUUUCUAAGAAACAGUCGUGAGUCAUGUCACAAUAUGAUGAAAUGUUAGCAACCAGAUUCGUAUGGAGGCAUCUUAGUAACCCUCAAAUACCAUGAGAUUAUGUAAAGCUCCCUAUUACACUCCAUCCUCCCUAUGGAGCUCUUGGGUGGGGAGGGGAGGAGGGGGAGGCAAAAGUUUCUGGCAAUAACUAGGACUUUUUUGUAACAUUUGGAACUCAAUAAGAUGUUGGGGGCAAAGAGGAAACCUGGGGCUAAAUAGUGAUGGUGGAGUGUAUGUAGAAGCUCUUAAAGUUGUAAAACUCGGUUGCUUUAUUUGUGGAGGCUCAAACUUGUGAAGGUACAACACCAUAAUUUUUUUUUCCAUUUGUUCUGCAUUUUGAUUCUGAAAAGAAGCUGGCUUUGCCCAUUUCUUAUUAAACAAAACUUGUUGUAAAUCCAGUUGUCUAAUGGGAUCUAUAUGAAGUUAGCUGUGUGUCUGUAUAACUCUUUCCCCACAAAAUACUGUAUACCUAGUGUGCUUGUAGUAGUUACCUCCACCAUUUUGUAAGCUAAUGAAACUGUGAGUCACCCAUUUUAUAUCCUAAUUUUUAAUCAUGUCAAUUCUCAAAUGGGUGUAUCUCCUUAGCCUGCUGAUUCCUUUUCUCUUUAAAGAAAGUGGGUGGAGAAGUUUAACUCUAGACGUUUGUUUGCAAUAAAAUAAAUUCAUUCUACUCUUGUUUGGGAUUGUCGCCAUCAAGGUCUAAAAUCCCGUUAAUGCUAUAAAGAGGAAGAGAAUGUAUGAAAGUGACAAUGUUGGACAGUUUUAAACUCAUUACUGUACAUGCUGAAAUACUUGUGUUUCUUUAAAAAAAACUAGUAGUUGCUCUGUUAGAGAUCUAUCACAUGUAUAAUUCACAGUUUAACAUGGCUAUAUGUAUAGGGCAAAAGUCUUUGAGUUGCGCUUGCAUCAUGUAAAUCCCCUUAACCUCUUUAUUGUAAAAUAGACAUUAGGGAAGGAGCAGGAGAAGGAUUUGGACAGGGAGUAGGACAGGAGGAAGGAUUGUCACGGAGUUUAACGGCGAGCUUCAAUUUGUUUUAACUGCUAUUUUGUUCAGCUUUAUGUUUCUGUAAAAUUGUAGUGGCACUGUUAGCUGCUAACUUGCGUUCUAAUGCCGUAAGACAGGGUAAAGAUGUACCCAUUGUAAGAGUGCACGGGGUACACACAUGAGCAUACGUGGCACUGCCACCAUCAGGGCCCUGGCAUGUGCUGGCAGUCCCCGUGGCAGUGAUGGACUAGCAGAGGCUUCCUGGCAGCCUAGAGCUAGAGUCGUGUGCUGUGCUUGAAACCUUGCUCCGGUGUUAGUCAAUUUCUAGUAGUCUUCAGAAGUAAAGAUAAGCUUGUGUUGCUCUUCUAGCCUUUAUAGCAGAUGCCAUUGCAUAUUGACAUUAAACAUUAACGGCACCUCCUCCUUGUUAAUAGUGCUUUAAAUCAUCCCUUUACUUUGAAUGAGAAAAAUGUAAAUUGUCUUAAAAGAAACACUUAUUUAAUGAAAUUUGGGGAAUUGAAACCCAAAUAUGUUUUGCUGAAAUUGAGUUUUCUUUACACUUGCAAAAAAAAGUUUAGUGUAAUUAAAGUCCAUUUCCCUUCUACCCUCGUCACAAGAACUAACACUUUGUAUGGAGUGCUGAUCCUUUGCUUAUUUUGGUACUCUAUAAAAUUAUAUAGUCUUAAACUAAAAUAUAAGAGCCUACACUUAC
Messenger RNA from Taeniopygia guttata (zebra finch), 4851 nucleotides. It is a transcript of the gene HNRNPU, whose product is annotated as heterogeneous nuclear ribonucleoprotein U. The record is from RefSeq and is a predicted model, not a curated record. Gene Ontology annotation, cellular component: nucleus; ribonucleoprotein complex. NCBI's taxonomy places the organism in Eukaryota, Metazoa, Chordata, Aves, Passeriformes, Estrildidae. Gene Ontology annotation, biological process: alternative mRNA splicing, via spliceosome; positive regulation of transcription by RNA polymerase II. Gene Ontology annotation, molecular function: promoter-specific chromatin binding; protein binding; RNA binding.